AUUCAAGUUUCCAGUAAUCACCACCAUUUCGGCCUCUUCGCAAAACGAACGAUGCGAUGGCCUUGGUCAAGCGGCGACGAUGAGAAGAAGAAGGAUCGUCUGCCAGCUUGGGCGGAGCCCGUCAAGUCGAAGCACUGGUCAACUGCGUUUCUAGAGCCUAGGACCCUGAUUCCUACCAUCGUCCUAACGCUGUCGACUGUUGUUGCUGUGCGCAUGUACAAAACGUAUCUGCGGCGCAUACCGAGCGUCAACCACAUCAAGCCCGACUACUUCCGACGUAAGAGCCUGUUCGGUAAAGUCACGAGUGUUGGAGAUGCGGACAACUUCAGGCUAUACCAUACGCCUGGUGGGAGGUUAGCUGGGUGGGGUUGGCUGCCGUGGAAGGAAAUUCCGACGAAGAGGGACCAACUGUCCAAACAGACGCUCCACAUCAGAAUUGCUGGUGUCGAUGCCCCAGAAAUGGCGCACUGGGGUCGAGAAGCGCAACCAUACUCGAAAGAAGCCUAUGAGUGGCUCACCAGCUUGAUACACAACCAACGCGUCCGUGUGUACCUAUACAGACGCGAUCAGUACGACAGAGUGGUGGCACAGGUCCAUAUACGCAGGUGGUUUUUCAGACAAGACGUUGGUCUGGAGAUGCUGAAAAUGGGCUUGGCAACUAUAUAUGAAGCAAAGAGCGGCGUGGAAUUUGGGGGUGCAGAAGCAAAAUACCGCGCUGCGGAGGAGAGAGCUAAGCAGCAAAAGGUUGGAAUGUGGUCAAAACCGAGCAUCAUACAGAGAUUGAGCGGCGCUGCUUCCAAGGUCACAGAAAGCCCGCGAGAGUACAAGAACAGGCACACGGCGGCGGAGAAGCAGAAGAAGGCGGGGUGAGUCAACUUGUUCAGUAUGACGCAAUCUGCAGCCCAUUAUCAAAUUCGAAGUGCCUCACAUCCCUUGCUGUUUGGCUGUCUUCAACACCCUCCUCUGGGUGUCAUCUGCAAAUAUCGAGGUGGAGCUUGAACAAGGUCAGCAAAAAAGUAGCAAAUGAACACUAAAGGAACGGACCUUAGCGGCCUAUACGCGUC
This is a messenger RNA of Dothidotthia symphoricarpi CBS 119687, 1064 nucleotides long. RefSeq names its product SNase-domain-containing protein. The coding region runs from base 52 to 870 and encodes 272 amino acids. NCBI's taxonomy places the organism in Eukaryota, Fungi, Ascomycota, Dothideomycetes, Pleosporales, Dothidotthiaceae. Gene Ontology annotation, cellular component: cytoplasm; mitochondrion. The transcript has 2 exons. The record is from RefSeq and is a predicted model, not a curated record.